AUGUUGAGAGUUAAUUCUAAAUCAUCAAUUAAAACAUUUGUUCGUCAUUUAUCUCAUAAAGAACUUAAAUUUGGCGUUGAAGGUAGAGCUGCCUUAUUAAAAGGGGUCAACACUUUAGCUGAUGCUGUUUCUGUUACAUUAGGUCCAAAAGGUCGUAAUGUUUUAAUUGAACAACAAUUUGGUGCUCCUAAAAUCACCAAAGAUGGGGUUACUGUUGCCAAAGCCAUUACUUUGGAAGAUAAAUUUGAAGAUUUAGGAGCUAAAUUAUUACAAGAAGUUGCUUCUAAAACCAAUGAAAGUGCUGGUGAUGGUACUACAUCGGCCACGGUUUUGGGUAGAUCAAUUUUCACUGAAUCAGUUAAGAAUGUUGCCGCUGGUUGUAAUCCUAUGGAUUUAAGAAGAGGUUCUCAAGCUGCUGUAGAAGCUGUUAUUGAAUUUUUACAAAAAAACAAAAAGGAAAUUACUACUUCUGAAGAAAUUGCUCAAGUUGCCACCAUUUCUGCUAAUGGUGAUAAACAUAUUGGUGAUUUAUUAGCUAAUGCCAUGGAAAAAGUUGGUAAAGAAGGGGUUAUCACUGUUAAAGAAGGUAAAACUUUAGAAGAUGAAUUAGAAGUUACUGAAGGUAUGAAAUUUGAUCGUGGAUUCAUUUCCCCAUAUUUUAUUACCAAUACUAAAACUGGUAAAGUUGAAUUUGAAAACCCAUUGAUUUUGUUAUCAGAAAAGAAAAUUUCUAGUAUUCAAGACAUUUUACCAUCUUUGGAACUUUCCAAUCAAACUAGAAGACCAUUAUUAAUCAUUGCUGAAGAUGUUGAUGGUGAAGCUUUGGCUGCUUGUAUUUUGAACAAAUUAAGAGGUCAAGUUCAAGUUUGUGCUGUUAAAGCUCCAGGUUUUGGUGACAAUAGAAAAAACACUUUGGGUGAUAUUGCCAUUUUAAGUGGUGGUACUGUUUUCACUGAAGAAUUGGAUAUUAAACCAGAAAAUGCCACUAUUGAACAAUUGGGUUCUGCUGGUGCCGUUACUAUUACUAAAGAAGAUACUGUGUUAUUAAACGGUGAAGGAUCUAAAGAAAAUUUACAAGCUAGAUGUGAACAAAUUAGAACAGUUAUUGCUGAUGUUCAUACCACUGAAUAUGAAAAGGAAAAAUUACAAGAAAGAUUGGCUAAAUUAUCUGGUGGGGUUGCUGUUAUUAAAGUUGGUGGUUCUUCUGAAGUUGAAGUUGGUGAAAAGAAAGAUCGUUAUGAAGAUGCUCUUAAUGCCACUAGAGCUGCUGUUGAAGAAGGUAUUUUACCAGGUGGUGGUACUGCUUUAAUUAAAGCCACCAAGAUUUUGGAUGAAGUUAAAGAAAAAGCCGUUAAUUUUGAUCAAAAAUUAGGAGUUGAUACCAUUAGAGCUGCCAUUACCAAACCAGCUAAAAGAAUCAUUGAAAAUGCUGGUGAAGAAGGUUCAGUUAUUGUUGGUAAGAUUUACGAUGAUCCAGAAUUUAACAGAGGUUAUGAUUCUCAAAAAGGUGAAUUCACCGAUAUGAUUGCUGCUGGUAUUAUUGAUCCAUUUAAAGUUGUCAAGAAUGGAUUAGUCGAUGCUUCUGGUGUUGCUUCAUUAUUGGCUACUACUGAAUGUGCCAUUGUUGAUGCUCCACAACCAAAGGGUCAACCAGCUGCUCCACCAGCUCCAGGUAUGGGAGGUAUGCCAGGUAUGUUUUAA
Candida dubliniensis CD36 is the source of this 1701-nucleotide messenger RNA. RefSeq names its product chaperone ATPase (gene HSP60). NCBI's taxonomy places the organism in Eukaryota, Fungi, Ascomycota, Pichiomycetes, Serinales, Debaryomycetaceae. Gene Ontology annotation, molecular function: ATP-dependent protein folding chaperone; ATP binding; protein-folding chaperone binding. The record is from RefSeq and is a predicted model, not a curated record. The transcript has a single exon. Bases 1 to 1701 code for a protein of 566 amino acids. Gene Ontology annotation, biological process: protein import into mitochondrial intermembrane space; mitochondrial unfolded protein response; apoptotic mitochondrial changes. Gene Ontology annotation, cellular component: mitochondrial matrix; mitochondrial inner membrane.